CCGAACAAUAAAAAUAUUUAUCAUCUGAAUUUUUACUAUUUGCAGGUUACCUAAUUUCAAUUUUCCGCUUCAGGUUGCAACGAUACAGAUUACACACACGCUACGAACAAAUUCUGAUGUAACUUUAUCUGUUUCAUUCCACAGGAGUUGUUGUAUCACUGUACCAACAAAAUGCUAACUAAAAUUUUAUUGUUUUUCUGUUCUUUCCAAAAAUGAAAAAAAAAAAUCCAACAGCUCGAGAACUCACUUUUCGCUUCCCUAGCCUACCUCUGCCGAGCCCCCUGCGAGAGUCCCACAGUGCGCCAGUUUCGCUGCGAGCACCAGGCCAACCGAAACUUUGUCUUCCGGCAGGGAUCUGGUAGCGUAAUAUGACAGAAGGUGCCACGUCCCUAGCGGUUGAAUGUCUAGAUAAUACGCUGGAUGUUGUUGAUCACCAGGAGCACCAGGACGCACCGAGGACGACCAGCGUUGAGCUUAACCUACUGAAACAGCAAAACGCGGAAGCAGAACCGGCAGAGGAUUGUACACAAAAGCAACAGCAGCAUCUUCAAGUGGUCGAGAUGACACAGAAUAAGGUGGCGAAAAAGGAGGCGACGCUGGAGCGCGGCUCCUGGGCGUCGAAGUUGGAUUUUAUUCUGUCCGUGGUUGGUUUGGCCAUCGGAUUGGGCAACGUGUGGCGUUUCCCCUACCUUUGCUACAAAAAUGGCGGCGGAGCUUUCCUGAUACCAUAUUUUGUUACGCUGUUCCUGGCCGGUAUACCGAUGUUCUUCAUGGAGUUGGCACUGGGUCAAAUGUUGACCAUCGGCGGGUUGGGUGUUUUCAAGAUUGCUCCUAUAUUCAAAGGUAUUGGUUACGCGGCAGCCGUCAUGUCCUGUUGGAUGAAUGUGUACUACAUCGUCAUUUUGGCGUGGGCAGUCUUUUACUUUUUCAUGUCGUUACGUGUUGAUGUUCCCUGGCGUACCUGUGAUAAUGCAUGGAACUCCGUGAACUGCGUGAAUCCCUACGACCGGAAGAAUCUUCUCUGCUGGGAAUCGCUGGGGGUCAACAAUACGCUUACUAAAAUUUGUUCGUUAAACUCGAACAACGUGUCGAUGUCUGAGAUGUCCGAUCCAGUUAAGGAGUUUUGGGAGCGUCGUGCUUUAAUGAUUUCGAGUGGUAUCGAUGAGGUCGGAUCUAUUCGUUGGGAACUUGCGGGAACCCUACUGUUGGUAUGGAUUUUAUGUUAUUUCUGUAUAUGGAAAGGUGUCAAAUGGACUGGCAAGGUUGUGUACUUCACUGCCCUAUUCCCGUACUUCCUGUUGACGAUUCUGUUAAUCCGUGGCAUCACAUUACCAGGUGCUUUCGAGGGUAUUAAGUUUUACGUUAGUCCCAAUCUGUCCAAAUUAUCGGAGUCAGAGGUGUGGAUUGAUGCCGUCACGCAAAUUUUCUUCUCGUACGGUCUCGGUCUGGGAACACUGGUCGCCUUGGGAAGUUACAACAAAUUUAACAACAAUGUCUAUAAAGACGCAUUGAUUGUAUGCGCGGUAAAUUCGAGUACCAGUAUGUUUGCUGGGUUCGUAAUUUUCUCGGUGGUCGGAUUCAUGGCACACGAACAGCAGCGACCAGUCGCAGAGGUGGCCGCUUCUGGUCCUGGGUUGGCAUUUUUGGCGUAUCCUUCGGCAGUGCUGCAGCUACCAGGGGCCCCGCUGUGGUCCUGUUUGUUCUUCUUUAUGCUGCUGUUAAUUGGUCUCGAUUCGCAGUUCUGCACGAUGGAAGGAUUUAUUACAGCCGUCAUUGAUGAGUGGCCACAUCUGCUAAGAAAACGCAAGGAGGUAUUCAUUGCCGUUGUGUGCUUUAUAAGCUAUCUGGUCGGAUUAACGUGUAUCACGGAGGGCGGCAUGUAUGUGUUCCAAAUUCUCGAUUCGUACGCAGUCAGUGGUUUCUGUUUGCUGUUCUUGAUGUUCUUUGAGUGUAUCUCGAUUGCAUGGGCGUUCGGUGUGGACCGCUUCUAUGAUGGCAUCAAGGAUAUGAUCGGCUAUUAUCCGUUGGCCUGGUGGAAGUUCUGUUGGGUUAUUACUACUCCUGCGAUUUGCGUUGUAAGUAUUGUGCCCGGUUGAUGAGAACCGGGUGGUGAAACAGGUAAUUUGUUUUCAAAACUGAACGAGUUAGGUGAGGAUUACGAAUGAAUGAGGAUUUUUGAAUGAGUGAAGUUUCAGGCUUCGUGGGAGGCACAGGAAGGAUCUUCGAUGGAAACGGCUGUUCGGUAAUUAUUUUGUUAGAUUGCUCUACUUUUUCGUUUUAGCAAGCUGCCUAGAAUUUAUUCAAGAUGUCUUCUUAAACGGACACUGAAGUGUGAUUAAAUAAGCUAGUUCAAUAAUCUUUGCGGAUACAUAACAUGUGAAUAGUUUAUUAUUUGUAAACUUAGAUCCUUAUUUCAAAUAACAUGAAUAAAUGCAUAUAAUUUGAGUAAAUGAA
This is a messenger RNA of Wyeomyia smithii (pitcher-plant mosquito), 2454 nucleotides long. RefSeq names its product sodium- and chloride-dependent GABA transporter 1 (gene Gat). The transcript is spliced from 8 exons. Gene Ontology annotation, biological process: sodium ion transmembrane transport. Bases 369 to 2096 code for a protein of 575 amino acids. NCBI's taxonomy places the organism in Eukaryota, Metazoa, Arthropoda, Insecta, Diptera, Culicidae. Gene Ontology annotation, cellular component: membrane. The record is from RefSeq and is a predicted model, not a curated record.